AUGGACCACAGGGGAUUUCUCUCACCUUUUUAUCUGCCCCUCAGUGCUAAGAACAAACAGGGAGCGCCUCAGCCUGGCUGUCAAGCCCUUCAUCCAUUCACUGAUGUAUUCAUUCAACAAGCGUCUGCCGGCCGCCUAUCAGGAGAGAGGGAGUUUUCAGAUAAAGCCUCUGGGAAUCCUGAGAAGGGUGGAAGGUAUGGGAAUGGAUGCCGUGGAGUACAGGCUGGCUGGCCGGACAAUGCACAUUUCCCAUUGAGCCAGCAACUCGGAUUUAGGAGCUAGCAGAUGGUGACCGAGGUGCCCUGCUCUCUGGAAGUCCAGGCACCAGCUCAGCUCCACACUCGCCUAGGCCCUGCGAGCAGAAUAAGCUGA
This is a messenger RNA of Nomascus leucogenys (northern white-cheeked gibbon), 372 nucleotides long. RefSeq lists its product as uncharacterized. The transcript is spliced from 3 exons. The record is from RefSeq and is a predicted model, not a curated record. Lineage: Eukaryota; Metazoa; Chordata; Mammalia; Primates; Hylobatidae.